AUGUCGCACCACUCCCGUAGUUCGUCUCGGACCGGGGACUGUAAAGUGUACGUGGGCGACCUGGGCAACGGUGCUGCCAAGGGGGAGCUGGAGCGAGCGUUUAGUUACUACGGCCCACUGAGAAGUGUGUGGGUGGCGAGGAACCCCCCCGGCUUUGCCUUCGUGGAGUUUGAGGAUCCCAGAGAUGCAGAAGAUGCUGUCAAAGGCAUGGAUGGAAAGCUUCUCUGUGGCUCCCGUGUUCGUGUGGAGUUGUCGACGGGCCUCUUCAGGAAGGGCCGUGGGCGCCCCAGCCGGCGCCAGUUUGACCCCGCGGAUCGGUGUUACCAGUGUGGGGACCGAGGUCAUUACGCCUACGACUGCUACCGCUUCAGCAAGAGGGGCCGUCGCAGCAGGUCUCGCUCCCAUUCCCGGUCUUGCUCCAGGUCCAGGUCCCGUGGACAUCGUUAUCGCACUAACACUCAUAGCAAUCGCAGAUAUCCAUCUAUCACCAGACGCAGGAACAGGUCUGGCUCUCCAGCCCGCGCCGAGUCCAGGAUUCCCGUGAGAAGGUAA
Messenger RNA from Limanda limanda (common dab), 552 nucleotides. RefSeq names its product serine/arginine-rich splicing factor 7-like. The transcript is spliced from 5 exons. Gene Ontology annotation, biological process: mRNA splicing, via spliceosome. Gene Ontology annotation, molecular function: RNA binding; zinc ion binding. NCBI's taxonomy places the organism in Eukaryota, Metazoa, Chordata, Actinopteri, Pleuronectiformes, Pleuronectidae. Gene Ontology annotation, cellular component: nuclear speck. The record is from RefSeq and is a predicted model, not a curated record. The coding region runs from base 1 to 552 and encodes 183 amino acids.